This is a messenger RNA of Corylus avellana, 2366 nucleotides long. Its product is annotated as Plant invertase/pectin methylesterase inhibitor superfamily. Lineage: Eukaryota; Viridiplantae; Streptophyta; Magnoliopsida; Fagales; Betulaceae. Gene Ontology annotation, biological process: cell wall modification. The record is from RefSeq and is a predicted model, not a curated record. Gene Ontology annotation, molecular function: enzyme inhibitor activity; pectinesterase activity.
CACAUCGUAUAUAAUCCCACACACUCACACCUACACCUCAAUCAACUCUCUGUCUCUCCCUCUCUCGUUAAUUUAUUUACCCAACUCUCUUUCUCAACCCGGCAACACACAUGGGCUACGGUAGGCUCGAACCGUCCGACCCGGUUGGCGGGUCCACCAGCCAACAAGACGACGCCGCGUUAUCUGCUCCAUCGCGAAGCAGGAGGAACAAGGUAAUCCUCCUCUCCCUGAUCUCAAUUGCGUUGCUCGUUGCGUCCGCCGCCUCGGCGGCCGUACUGAUCGGGCUCCGGACCCGGGCGUCGGGUGGACCCGGUUCAGCGAUUCACCGGAAACCGACCCAGGCUAUAUCCCGGACCUGCAGCAAGACCCGGUACCCGGACCUUUGCGUGAACUCGCUGCUGGAUUUUCCGGGCUCGCUCACGGCGUCGGAGCGGGACCUCGUCCACAUUUCCUUUAACAUGACGCUGCAGCAUCUGACCAAGGCCCUGUACAGCACCUCCGGGAUCUCAUUCCUUCAGAUGGAGCCACGUGUACGGUCCGCCUUCGACGACUGCCUGGAGCUCCUCGAUGACUCUGUCGACGCAUUCUCUCGCGCGCUGCUCAACGUCGGAGUCGCGCAGCAAUCCGGUGCGGCCACUUCCACGAGCGACGUGCUGACGUGGCUGAGCGCGGCGCUCACGAACCAGGACACUUGUAUGGAGGGACUGGCGGACGUGAGCGGACCGGUGAAGAAUCAGAUGGCCGGGAGGCUGAAGGACCUGGAGGAGCUUAUGAGCAAUUGCCUGGCGAUAUUCUCUGGGAGCACUACCGACGACUUCUCGGGGGUUCCGAUACAGAACCGGCGUCGGUUAAUGGAAUCCGAUAUUUCGGAGGAGAAUGCAGGCGGUUUGCCGCGAUGGUUGAGCAAGAGGGACAGGGAGUUGCUGGACUUGCCCGUAUCGGGAUUACAGGCCGAUAUAGUGGUGUCCAAGGAUGGGAACGGCACGUACAAGACGAUUACGGAGGCGAUUAAGAAAGCGCCAGAGUACAGUAAUCGGCGGACGAUUAUUUACGUGAGGGCAGGAAGGUACGAGGAGCCGAAUUUGAAGGUGGGAAGGAAGAAGAAGAACUUGAUGUUCAUCGGAGAUGGGAAGGGCAAAACGGUGAUAUCCGGUAGCAAAAAUGUUCACGAGAAUAUGACGACAUUCCACACGGCGUCCUUCGCGGCAACCGGAGAAGGUUUCAUUGCUCGGGACAUGACUUUUGAGAAUUCGGCUGGACCAGACAAGCACCAAGCAGUGGCGCUCAGAGUUGGCGCCGACCACGGCGUGGUGUACCGGUGCAACAUCAUCGGAUACCAAGACACACUCUACGUUCACUCCAAUCGCCAAUUCUUCCGGGAAUGUGACAUCUACGGCACCGUCGACUUCAUAUUUGGCAACGCCGCCGUGGUAUUCCAAAACUGCAGCAUCUACGCUCGGAAGCCAGGGCCGUCACAGAAGAACACCAUCACCGCCCAAAACCGAAAAGAGCCGACCCAAAACACAGGCAUUUCCAUCCACGCUUGCCGGAUCCUCCCCGCCUCCGAUCUCCAGCCAGUCAAAGGUAGCUUCCCAACGUAUCUGGGCCGUCCAUGGAAGACUUACUCUAGGGUCGUGUACAUGUUGUCCUACAUGAGUGAUCACAUAAGCCCACGGGGGUGGCUAGAGUGGAAUGCAACGGCUCCCGUGGAUAAACUUUAUUACGGCGAAUACAUGAAUUCUGGUCCCGGAGCAGCUUUAGGGCAACGUGUCCAUUGGCCGGGAUACCGAGUCAUCACGGCGACGGUGGAGGCAAGCAAGUUCACCGUUUCACAGUUCAUUGAUGGCUCUUCGUGGCUACCCUCUACUCAGGUCGCAUUCUUAGCGGGGCUGUCUGAGUAAAUUACACAACUGUACCAUAUAUAUAUAUAUAUAUAUAUAUAUAUUAGGGAAUUGGAUUUCCUGUUAUUAGACUGGUUGAAUUUUAUAAAAAUUCAGACGGCUUGAAAGAGGAAAUUAAUAGCGGGUUGAUUUUACAACUUCCUCUUUUUGAAAGCUGUCCAAAUUUUACACGAAUUCAAAUAACCUAACAGUCUAAUAACAGUAAAUCCUCAUCCUUAUGUUAGGUAAUAUUAGGUGAUCUAAGGUGUUGGCUUAAACCCAUAAAUGGAAGGAUCGGGAUGGGGUCCUUUUCUUUGCAAUUGAAUGCAGUAUAUAGGUUUUUUCUAGUUUUUUUUUUUUUAAUUUAAUUUUAUAUGUAUUGCAUUAAUUAUUAUGCAACUGUAAUUGUUCUUCUUGUUCAUUCUGUUGAUUUAACUCAAAGAUGUAAUAGAGGCUAAGAAUUAAUGAAUAGCUUUUUAUCUUCUA